AUGCACUACGGCGCAACCCCGCUCCCCGGCGCCGUCGUCCUCUCCGAGUGCGCGUUGCACCCCUACCCACCCAUCUCACCUCCCGCAAAGGCAGACAUCACGCUCAAUGGGGCGCCGUGGCAGCUGUGGCGGGUGCUCCGCGAGCCGCUCGUGCCGGGCCCUUCGACCGAGUUUAAGGGACCCAACCCGGUCGUCAAGAACCUGCCGGUGGGCAGCGUGGUCGACAUCGUGGUGCAGAACGAGCUGGACGGAGAUGUGGAAGAAGCGAAGAGGGAUGGAGUGGUAAACAUGGUGGAUCCGCCGAUGGGCUUCUUCCACGAGCUGCCGCCCAAGGGCUCGCUGGCGAUACGCUGGCGCAUCGAGCAGCCGGCGAUGACCAUGUUCCAUGUCUUCAACGCGAAGCAGUUUGUGAUGGGCAUGCAGGUGCCCAUGUUCGAGGGGGACGAUCGCUGGCCCGAGGUGCCGGAGAGCGUGCGGGCGAGGCCGCACGUCGAGUUUAAGAUGCCGGAGAGGAUGGGAAUCUUUGACUAG
This is a messenger RNA of Diplodia corticola, 531 nucleotides long. Its product is annotated as multicopper oxidase. Lineage: Eukaryota; Fungi; Ascomycota; Dothideomycetes; Botryosphaeriales; Botryosphaeriaceae. The transcript is spliced from 2 exons. The coding region runs from base 1 to 531 and encodes 176 amino acids. The record is from RefSeq and is a predicted model, not a curated record.